Musca vetustissima is the source of this 1083-nucleotide messenger RNA. It is a transcript of the gene PGAP5, whose product is annotated as metallophosphoesterase 1 homolog. Gene Ontology annotation, molecular function: hydrolase activity. Bases 1 to 1083 code for a protein of 360 amino acids. The transcript is spliced from 5 exons. Gene Ontology annotation, biological process: GPI anchor biosynthetic process. The record is from RefSeq and is a predicted model, not a curated record. Lineage: Eukaryota; Metazoa; Arthropoda; Insecta; Diptera; Muscidae.
AUGAAUUGGCGCCGCUGUAUUUUCAUUGUUUUGUCUUCAGUAAUUUAUUGUGAAUUUGUGGGUGAUUUUAUAAAAUUAAAUUCAUGUUCAUGGCCGACAUUAGAUUCACAAGAGCUUCAUGCUAUGAUAAUUGCCGAUACCCAUUUAUUGGGACCAUUCCGAGGGCACUGGCUGGAUAAAUUAUAUCGUGAAUGGCAUAUGCGUCGGGCAUUUCAAGCAGCAUUAAUGCUACACAAGCCAGAUUUCGUAUUCGUUCUUGGAGAUCUUUUCGAUGAAGGUGAUAUGGUAGAUCAUAACGAUUUUAACGCAUAUGUUUCGCGAUUUAUUAGCCAUUUCCAAGCCAACGUUCCUGUAAUAAGUGCCGUUGGAAAUCAUGAUAUUGGAUUUCAUUAUAAAUUACAUCCAUAUUUUGUAAACCGUUUUGAAAAAAAUUUCAACAACACGGGCGUGAAAAUGUACACAUUUGGCGGUAAUCAUUUUGUGUUUAUCAAUUCAAUGGCCAUGGAAAAUGAUGGUUGUGAAUUUUGUAAAGCUGCUAUAGAUGAUCUACACCAUGUGGCAGACAAACUAAAUUGCCUUAAAAAUCUAAAUACGUGUAACGAUUUGAGAACAAUAGAAGAACAUGUUAAUUAUAGUCGACCCAUAAUAUUACAACAUUUCCCAACGUAUCGGAAAUCGGAUCAGUCAUGCAGAGAACAUGAUUCACCCAAUAUUGAAGAAUAUCGUGAAAAAUGGGAAGUUCUUUCGAAGAAUGCAACAUAUUGGCUUGGUAAACUUCUACGCCCACGUUUAGCAUUUGCUGGACAUUCACAUCAUUACUGUUACUCCAUUAAUAGAUGGGGUAUCGAAGAGUAUACUGUGGCUUCAUUUAGUUGGCGAAAUAAAGUUAAUCCCAGUUUUCUUAUGGCUUCCAUAGAUCCAACAAAACAUUCUGUCCACAAAUGUCCAAUGUUGGAGCAACAAACCGUUUACACCUUAUACACAUUUGCAGCUAGUCUGUGCACAAUAUUUAUUGUAGUAGAUAUUUUGAAGUGGUUAUAUUGUAUAGUUAGUAAAUCAAAACGUGAUAUAAAAAUUCAAUAA